Molecule: messenger RNA, 1605 nt
Organism: Orbilia oligospora ATCC 24927
Lineage: Eukaryota; Fungi; Ascomycota; Orbiliomycetes; Orbiliales; Orbiliaceae
Exons: 6
Coding region: 1-1605 (534 amino acids)
Biological process (GO): prenylated protein catabolic process; prenylcysteine catabolic process
Molecular function (GO): prenylcysteine oxidase activity
Source: RefSeq, a predicted model, not a curated record
AUGUUCUCACGAACAUCUCGCGUUGUUGUAGCCUCUGUUGCCGGAUUACUCUGUACUACCUAUUUUCUCCUACCUGGACAUGCGUCGAUAUUGGGACCUGGAGGUCAACAGCCAUUUGUGCUGACGGAUCAGGAACCUCAACUUGUGAAGAGAGUCGCUGUUAUUGGUGCCGGAGCAGCGGGUUCAUCGGCAGCGUACUUUCUAAAAGAGUAUGCCGAAAAACAUGAUUACAGAGUCAACAUUACUAUCUACGAAAGGAAUAACUAUAUUGGGGGGAGAACGACCACUGUUGAUGCGUACGAUGAUCCGGAGGAACCUGUUGAGCUGGGAGGGUCGAUUUUCGUCGAAGUGAAUAAGAAUAUGUUCGAUGCUGCAAAGUUGUUUGGUCUACCAAUUGCGGAGUUCAAUACUGGGAGUACGGAUGGGGCAGCUGAACUUGGAGUAUGGGAUGGGAAGCAGUUUCUGAUCACUAUUGAUGGCGGCGGGCUGUGGGAAACCAUCAAGCUAGUAUGGAGAUACGGACUGUCCCCGCUCAGGACACAGAAUCUGGUCAAGAAAACAGUUGGAAACUUCCUCAAGAUGUAUGAGGCACCGGUGUUUCCUUGGAAGUCCCUUUCUACGACGGCUUAUGAACUAGAACUUUUACCUGCUACUACGAAUACUGGGUUUGAAUUCCUAAAAGCGAACAAUAUCAACCCACCGUUUACAACGGAAUUGAUCCAAGCGUCAACUAGAGUUAACUAUGCCUCUAAUCUUGGUCAUAUCCAUGGCCUCGAAACAAUGGUUGCAAUGUCGACCGAUGGUGCCAUGGCAAUAGCUGGUGGAAACUGGCGUAUCUUCGACAAAAUGGUCCAGACUUCAAAAGCCGGCCUACAUCUAGAAACUAGAGUUACCAACAUCGAAAGGGUUCAAGGCAAGCACACAUGGACCGUCAAUGCGCUGAAGUUAGAGGAAGGUGUAGAAAUACAAUCGUUCGAGGAUGAAUACGAUGAAGUUAUUAUCGCGACACCAUGGCAGUUUAGCAACAUCACAUCUCAAUCGAUCCCUGCCCCGGAGGAAAUCAAAUAUGUGAACUUGCACGUCACAUUAUUUGCAUCGCCAUACCGACUUUCUCCAAAAUAUUUCAAUUCUGACGAGGACCUUGUUCCGGAUAUGAUUCUUACGACUAUUCCAGAAGGUUUCGACCCGCAUUAUCGUACGGUUGGGCCAGCCAAGUUCUGGAGCGUUAAUAUCUUAAGGACUUUGGAUAGGAAGUUGGAGAAUGGUGUGAAGAGGAGGGAAUACUUGUAUAAGAUCUUUUCACCAGAACCUUGGAGUGACGAGCAAAUUCAUGAGAUGAUGGGAUUGCCUAAGGAUACUAAGAAUGCUUUAUCAUGGUCGCAUAGGAAACUCUGGCAAGCAUACCCUGCUGAAGAGCCCAGGUCCGCAUUCCAGGAAGCACAGCUUGACUUUGGAGUUUGGUAUACAGCCGGUAUGGAAGCUUUUAUUAGCUGCAUGGAAACGAUGAGUUUGUCAGGCAAGAACGUUGCGGCGAACAUUGUGGAGGGGUGGGUUUCUGCACGGCGUAGCGAGGAAGUACCAGGACAGCACGACAAGCCAGUAUAG